Messenger RNA from Chaetomium fimeti, 1631 nucleotides. RefSeq lists its product as uncharacterized. The coding region runs from base 377 to 1459 and encodes 360 amino acids. The record is from RefSeq and is a predicted model, not a curated record. The transcript has a single exon. Lineage: Eukaryota; Fungi; Ascomycota; Sordariomycetes; Sordariales; Chaetomiaceae.
UAAAAGAUAGGUUCGGCCGGCAGCAAUUAGCUGAUCAUAUCCAGUGGCUGUUGCCUACCUAGGUACGGUAGGUAUCUAAGGUACUGAACUGGCAGGAAAUACUGAUGGCAAGAUAUGUUGGAAAGAGACGAUUAGAAACCACGACCCAGGGGCCCUCAAGAUGCUCACAAGAAGUAGGGGGUGGGGGAUUGCUCCCUCCGUUACCACACCUAUCAUCUUUUUCUUCCUCCCCGUUCCUCGUCGUCCGUUAGACCGUUACUCUCACUUCUAAUCAAUACACCCAACCCGACACCUUUGUCGCAGUUUUAGCCUCGCCGUAACAUCUCCUAAGCUCCUAGCAGCCGUUCUUGGAGACCAGCUCGCAAUUCCCGGCAAGAUGGCGAACAACUAUGAGCAGAACACGCCUAUACCUUCGCACGUAUUGGCUUCGUCUAUGUUCAGAACCAUCAGCUUAGCGCAGGUUGACCAGAGCCGUCUCCUCGAUGGUAUUCAUCAAUACCCCCUAUGUGCCGGCUGCAACAACGCCAUCAAACGCCAGGACCCGUUCGAGGUAUACUGCCCCAAGUGCGGACACACUCUAUGGUGCAACCCGGGGUGCACUAGAUUCCCUGGUCGGUCAUUUCAAAUAAACGACAAGACACCGCGUGAGACCCUGAUUCCAGACUCUUGGGCUUUGCACGAGCAGCUCUGCUUCCCUACUAUUCAGAGACGACCAUUCGGGGGAAGAGAUUUCGCCUACCACCGCCAAGCAUGUCUCUUUCCAGUGGGACAAGAUACUCCCCAGAUCAUCUGGGUCCAUUACGACUGGGGAACGGCCACUCUGACCGUCGAAGACCCGUCCUUCCACGCGUUCGGAGUCCAAACCGACAGUGAACCCACCCGCUGUGUCCUUCUCAGGGAUGGUUACCAAAUGGAAAAUUGGACCUUCCGGUUCGACCUCCUGUUGCUAUCCUAUCCUCAAGUCGCCCAGGCGAUACCGCCUAACAUGGCCAGCCAGUCCAUCGCCGCCCUAGCCAAACCACUACAGCUGAAGACAUGGUUUGGGCCUGUGGUUGCCAUCGCUGUGUCCCCUAACCCCAGCGGAAAACACUGCCUCGUCCAGGAUAUCACCCCCCGCGAUAUCACAGCCGCCGUCAUCUAUCAUCUAACCCACUUGGACAACCCCUGCCGGCCUCUUGCCCAGUUCUGGCCUGGGGCGGAUGACGCCUAUCCCGUCCUGAAGUUGACGGAUGCCGCGAAUCAUUUCAUCACUUCGGCAUUUGGCCAUCAACCUCCCAUGGCUCCCGUCCUCGUUGCCUCUUGGAAGGGCGGUAUAUGGAAACCCUGCACGGUCGCCCAUCGGCUCGGCCUCCGUUGGUACAUCAGCUCGGGAAACUGCCGUUCUUGGCAAGACAUGGACCGCGGGCCGAACCCGGACGCCCGGUGGCUCAAGUAUGUCUUCGGCGACGACCAGGAAUAGAGAGACUGGUGUGACCCGGCCGCUCACAAGGACCAACCCGUCGUCCCCAAACUGAACGUAUUCCCUGUCCACGGAUCUAUUUUCCUCAAACAUGCCAACCGCGUUCAAAUCGAACCCGAUCAUGUUAAGCUGUUUAACGACUACCUAAACGCUGUUUUCCAGAAACGGCGCA